AUGGAAGAGUUAGCCAGUACCGAGGAGCUGGGCAACCCAGAAGAAAAAACGGUUCGUUCAAAACACAGAGCUGUGUCUACCAACUUAGUAAAACAAAUGAUAUUUGUCCCCAAAGAGGAAUCAUCUAGUAGUAGUGACAUGGAAUUUCAUGAAAGCCAGCAAAGUCAGAAGAAAAAUAUGAUGAAGAAAGUGAAGACUUUUGUGUACAGGAUGUUGUCAUACAAGUACAGAUCCAAUCCAGCAAAUGUCAGUGGAGAGGGCACCAUGCAGAGCCUUCUUCCUAGAGUUGUCAAGGAGCUUCCAUCGCCAAGAUUAUUCUCCACACCAAGAAUGAGAAAGCUCUCACAGAAUGCGACCACACAACUUGAUGUUGUAGAAGCAGAGACAGAGCAGAUAACCCAAGGAAAUACACUCCUCUGGGCCAGGAGAACCACCAAAUGGUCUUCUGUAACAUCCCUUCCUUCAGGACUGCAGAAGACACUGUAUAUUCUUUCAGAACCAGACCACCUCAUUUCUCCACACCCUAUAGAUCUCUUCAAAGAGAGUUCUGGGCACAAAGGAGAUACAUGGGAUGUGAAUAAUAAUCUGAAUAUGGUCACCAACUCAACGUUGUUACGUGGCAAAUGUCCAGUUUGUAACAGACUGCCCAAGGGUUCCUCAAAAAAGAGACCACACUUUCCAGUACUUAAAAGGAAAAAACACAGCAUGGAAAACACACAUUUGACAGUAGGAAAGCUUCAAAUGCAGGUGGAUGACCUCACAGAAACAGUUACUGGUAAGUCCAUGAAGUCACUGGCCCAGAGACACGCUGAGCUUCACCAGUGUGAGUUUCUAGGCGACAAAAUUCUUCAGUCUUCUAAACAGUUCCAGAGGAUUUCCAAGAGAACCAUGAGGAACUAUAAACUGAAAAGUGUGUUUCCCAUGUACCUGCUGCUGCUUCUGAUUGUGUUCCUGAUUGCAUAA
Artibeus jamaicensis (Jamaican fruit-eating bat) is the source of this 963-nucleotide messenger RNA. RefSeq names its product chromosome unknown C3orf49 homolog (gene CUNH3orf49). Lineage: Eukaryota; Metazoa; Chordata; Mammalia; Chiroptera; Phyllostomidae. The record is from RefSeq and is a predicted model, not a curated record.